UUAAGAUUUACUUUCUUCGCUCGCUUUCUACUUGCUAGUUAUAUAAGAUUACCUUUUGCUAUAGUCGGGUGGCAGUCAGAUUUGGAGAAAAAAGCUCUUCUUCAGCGUUCCCUUUGCCUCUGUCCAUACUCGCAACCAGCUCUUAUAGCCGCCAUACCCUGGCGCCCUCAAACCGCCUGCCCUGGGAUUCCUUUACUACAGUCACACAUCUGUUAGAUUCGUGGCCUCAUUAAUCCACCGAAACGAGCAGGUCCUAUUAAUUUGUCCAAGCAGUCAGCCAUUAUAACGCAAUAUACAGACAAUGUCCCCCUUCUCCAACAACGCCAACUCUAUUGAGGGCGAAAUAUAUAUGCAACGGCUUGCCGGCUACGUCCGAAGUAACGAAGCGUCUAUCACAAACGGACUACAGGCCUUUGCAAAGGUCUGCGCGCUUGAUCCUAGCCUCCAGCUACCUACGAAGGGCUCCGCCAGGCCGAUCCGCUUGUCCUUCACCCUACACCAUUUGUACUACCUCUGCGAGCGUAUCCAGAACUCUGGGUUGACAGCGGACGUUGGCCCCUUGAAUAUGAAGCUAGAGAACCCCAACUUUGCGGUGCCCACCUUUGUGUCGUUCCUAGACACCCAUAACCGAGGGUCAAACGAUAUCCACAGUUUCAUCGAUAGCAGCGACACGACAUCCAUCACCUCCAUGUCGUCUGUGAAGUCCAUUGUCACGUCAGCCUCGAUGUACUGGAGGUCGUUCGGGUUCAGUAAGGACCCUAAGAUUAUCAUGAAAGACCUUGAGUACUUGUGCUCCGUGUUCCAGGAGCUUCCGUGCCUCAUUCUCUCGCCCAAGACCAAAAUAUACUCCAUCGCCAACUACGAAGAGUAUCCCUUCGACACCUCUAUCCCCAUGCAUCUCUUCAAGAACCUACAAGUCUUGGAGAUCACAAACUACGAACCCAACGAGGUGUAUGGCUGGAACUUCUUGAGCGAAUGCUUGCAGAUCUUAGUGAUCAAGAACUGCAAGAUGGAAGACCUAGGCGAAGUCUUGUACAGCUUGGUGCUCGACGAUGAAGAUGGGCGCACCGGCUUUUUCAACCCCACUGGCACCAACGGGCCUCGGAAACACCGUUCCGCCACCCUGCCGGAACGCAAGUACAGACACAGACGACAGUACUCCGAUACGGACGUUAUCGGUAGCCCUCCAACAGUGUACUUCGAAUCACUGCUUAACGAUCCAGUAGUAAUUCCGGUUUCUGGUUCACCGCGCAACUCUGCCUAUUAUAACGGGGCAAGAUCGCCCCUCUCCAACGCCGGACUCCAGACAAGCAGCAAUUACACGUAUUUCAGCCUCCGCCCCGAGCCAGUGUCUUCGACGUCCUCCACCACUAAGGAUCUGUCCUACGAUACCAAGGGCCGCCGAAGCAGCGAAGCCAGUGCUUUGUCGCCAUCCAACUCCAUGUCCAGUACCAGGCGUGUCACUUCCCGCUCCACCCAUUCUUCCAGGGUAUCCGUCUCCACCGCUGUGGAUGACUUUCCCCAAUCGCGCCACGGACACCACCACUCCAUGUACAACUUUACCAUCCCCGGUGAGCAUGCUGGAAGAAACAGAAACUCUUUCUCCCGGCCAGCCUUGGACCCUGCGAAGUGGAGCCGGUUAAAACAAUUGACCAUUUCCGAAACCCGUGUGUCAUACAUCCCCGAUGACAUCUUACGGCCGUUUGGAAACUUGGCCAAGCUUGACUUGUCCCACAACAAUCUAAGUGAGUUGCCUAUUGGGUUGAAGUACUUGACCGGGUUGAAGUUCUUGAAUCUUUCGCACAAUCGCAUUCAGAAUUUGGACAACUUGCUGGAGAUUUGCUGCGUGGGCAUGGAGCGCAAAGGGGUGAGUGGCAUGUCCGGUUUGGUCUUUUUGGACCUUUCGUACAACAAAGUGGAUAGCUUGGCCCAUUUAGAGAUGUUGGUCAGCUUGGAGAAAUUGGAUAUUCGCAGGAACAGUCUUCUGUCCACCGCCAUUAGCGGUCGCACCAAUGCCCGGUUUUCCCGCCGUUCCUCUGCGUCCACAAACUUUGACUUGUCGGUAUUCAGGCCGAUUGCAUUGUCCUUCAAACAAAAUGCCCAAAAAUUAACCAGCAUUUAUGUUUCCGGCAAUUCUAACCUCCACAAGACCCAUCGGAUUGACUUGUUCAACUUGUUUAACGGAUGUGGAGACGCCAAACGGACCCUGAACUUGACCAUCGAUAACUCUAAGCCGGGAUACUUUGAGAAUUCCUUGCUACUCACCCAUGAAUCGUGUAUCGCGUUGGUCGCCCAAUUGUUGGCUGUUUCAGACUCUUCUGCCGUAUCAUCUAGCUCGGUAGACGCAGAUAUGCUCACCAAGGGGUUACAUCUGUUGAAGCUUUCGCUUCCGUCAAGUGCUAGUAGCUACCGAAUCCUUCCUCCAAGCAGACAUUCUCGCGACCGGGGCUUGCACCCUUCACCAAUUAUUAUCAGUUCAAUGAGAAAGCUGCCUUCCACGGUCGUCGCUACGCUUGCGCCUGUGCCAGCUUCGGUAUUGGCGCCAAACAUGAACAGCUUGAACCAGUUGAGACUGAGCCCAUCAUUCCUUCCCCAGUGUCUGGACCGUGCUUCUCCUGACACCCAAUCGCCUCAUAUGUCGCCAGUCUCCAGGUUCCCGACCUCUAGCCAGAGUGAAAUGUUUUUACACGAACUUUUGCGUGCUGACAGUCUUGAUCCGGGUCCCCAAAAGCCGAACGUCCCGAGAAGUGAAUCAAGCAGCUCUUUGAUCACUGCUUUGCGCAGUGUUACCACACCUUCCCUGCCGUCUCUGGGACAGGUGACCAGCACUCCUCGCUAUACAGCGUCUCCUGUUGCGUAAUUCUGUUCUGUUCAUUCUCCGUUAUCAUUUCUUAUUUCGCUACGCUAAACUUUUCUUCCUUACUGCAUAUUUAACGAUCUUUUUUUUUUCUUGUCAUGACGCUUAUUGAUUUUUGUGUUUGGUUUAACCACCUCUGCUUUACUGCUCUAUUUUGUUUUUGCAUUCCAGUAUCGCUGCUGUACUAUGUUUUAUUUCCCGUGUAUAAUCACCUGAAUUAUCUAUCGACCGAUUUUAAUUA
Babjeviella inositovora NRRL Y-12698 is the source of this 3098-nucleotide messenger RNA. RefSeq lists its product as uncharacterized. Bases 302 to 2860 code for a protein of 852 amino acids. The record is from RefSeq and is a predicted model, not a curated record. NCBI's taxonomy places the organism in Eukaryota, Fungi, Ascomycota, Pichiomycetes, Serinales. The transcript has a single exon. Gene Ontology annotation, molecular function: protein binding.